UAAAAUAGAUGCCACCCGAAAAACAAAAGGUUCAAACUUUCAAGAAGAGAAUAAUUUGCCAAAACUUUGCAGUGAAUAAUCUUGAAAAUGAAAUCAAGACAGCAUUCUCACUGAUCACGAUCGCAGCUUUCGAUCUCCACCAUUUCCCUAGGACAAUAUCGUAAUUAACUUUUCGGUGGUGCAAUGAAUUUUUUGCUGCGGUCCACGACGGGCGUGUACAGAGAGCCUUCUCCGUCGAUUCCGGUUCCGGAGCCGCGUGUUGAUACGCAUCAUAGGUCUGCAUCUGCUGGAUCUUCUUUGGAGAAUCGUGUGUCUGAUGAUCCGUAUGCGUGGUAUGAUGCAAGGGUUGUUAGUGGCGUGUUCCUUAAGCACGUGGAUGUUGCUGAGGAUGAAGGAUGGGUUACCAUUCCAUGCAAGGAACUUCCUGAAAACUGGACUUGUGCACCAGAUAUACAGUCUCUGUGCUCUCUUGAUCGCUCCUUUCUUUUCCCUGGUGAACGAGUUCAUAUCUUGGCAUGCUUUUCUGCAUGUAAGCAGGAUACAUCUUCAUUCAAAGUUGAUGCAGUGACAAGUGACAAUGGCAUAGGUCACAGCCCCAAGAAAGAAAAUGGAAACAUUGAAAACAGAAACAAUUCAGUGUCUGGAGAAGGGGAACCUGGUACCAGUGAUGAAGAGCAGAUGGAAGAUGUUUCUGAUGAUGAAUCCCUUCUUCAAAAAGAGGUUCUCAAAAAACAAACCGCAUUAUUGUUGCAAAAGUUUGAAAAUUCUCACUUCUUUGUGAGGAUUUCUGAGUCUGAUGAUCCCCUUUGGUCCAAAAGAAGCUCUUCAGAAAUUUUUUCCAACUCUUCUGAUGCAAAUACUGAAAAGGCCUCAACAAUCAAAUCUAAAGGGGACACAUUUUCUCCUAUUAGUACUAUUAUUGAUAGAGGGAAUUUUGAUUCAAAUGUUUCUGGUGGAGUGGCAAGAAAUUCUGUGAAGUGUUGUGCUUUACCUAAUGGAGACUUAGUGGUUGUUUUACAGGUGAAUGUUGGUGUUAAUUUUCUUAGAGAUCCUUGUAUAGAAAUUCUUCAAUUUGAAAAGCGUCAGGAGAGAAUGUCAUCUCCUGACAGCAAGGUGGAUGCAGCAAAUCAGGAUUCAUGUGCAGAGCUGUUAAAUUGGAUGCUUCCGUUGGAUAAUGGGAGGCCUUCUACUUACCCGCCAUUUCCUCCUCAUUUAACUUCAACUUCAGGAAUUGGUAGCUCCUCUCAGGGAUCCAAUUUUUCUGGAUCAUCUAGCUCUCAGUUAUUCUCCUUUGGCAAUUUUAGAAGUUACUCCAUGUCAUCAUUACCGCAAACCAUGAGCACUCCAUCUGCUCCUGUCAAAGCAGUUAGUUCUAAGCCAAAUUUUGACCUUAAGGAUUGGGAUCAAAUCUCAUCUCAGAAAUAUUUUUGGAAAAAGAUGGGGUUUGAAGGACUUCUAUCUUUCCGAGGUGUUUCACUGGAACAAGAGAGAUUUCAUGUUUGUUGUGGAUUAGAAGGCCUAUAUACACCAGGAAGAAGGUGGAGAAGGAAACUUAAAAUAAUACAGCCAUUAGACAUUCAUUCUUUUGCUGCUGACGUCAAUUCAGAUGAUCUUCUGUGUGUUCAGAUAAAGAAUGUUGCUCCUAUACAUGCUCCAGACAUUGUGAUAUUUAUAGAUACCAUAACUAUUGUUCUUGAGGAGUUUACAAAAAAUGGAUCACUGUCGUCAUUGCCGAUUUCAUGUAUUGAAGCUGGAAAUGAUCAUUCUUUACCAAAUCUAGCUCUCAGGAGAGGUGAAGAGCAUUCUUUUAUUCUUAAACCAGCAACUUCUAUAUGGAAGGGUCACAAGAUUCAGGAUGAUAGAAGUUCUCAAUGGUCAAGGAUGAAACAUAGAAAUAAAACAUCAAAACUAAGACUCAACAGACGGAAGACUGCUUUAAUUAAUGACCAGUAUUCAAUUUUGGUUUCAUGUCGAUGCAAUUAUACUGCAUCAAGGUUGUUCUUUAAGCAACCAACCAGUUGGCGACCACGUAGCUCAAGGGAUAUUAUGAUCUCGGUUGUGUCAGAGAUGUCAGGACAGUCUCUUGCUGCUUAUGGAAAAACUUGCCAACUUCCCAUACAGAUAUUAACUCUUCAAGCUUCAAAUUUGACCUCUGAGGAUCUAACUUUGACUGUGCUUGCUCCAGCCUCAUUUACUUCACCCCUUUCAGUAGUCUCCUUGAAUUCACCAACGACUCCAAUGAGUCCUUUUUUAGGUUUCUCAGAGUUAUUAGUAAGAGUAAAUGGUGAAAGAGGAAUUGGUGCCACCCAGCGACAAAGUUUCACUCUUGGUGUAAAAGAUAAUGAGAAACAAAGUUAUGAUGGCAAAGCCCAGGCUGUUUCUACGAGUGAUGAUGUCAUUCCUGGUUCUGAUCUUAGUUGUACACAUCUAUGGCUGCAGAGUAGAAUUCCACUUGGAUGUAUUCCAUCUCAAUCCAUUGCCACUAUAAAGCUUGAGCUACUUCCAUUGACUGAUGGCAUAAUUGUUCUGGACACUUUGCAAAUUGAUGUCAAGGAAAAAGGUGUUACCUAUAUCCCUGAGUGCUCAUUAAAGAUACAUGCAACUUCCAGUAUCUCCAAGGGGAUAUAGAUUGGAAUUGGACGUAUAGCUGGUUUCAUUUUUCUUGGGUACAGUAGAAACAAAAAAUGGAUGAUGUGCAUACUUAAAUUUUAGAAUUUCUCUUGCAACUUACUCUUAAUUGCACAAAAUGGGUAUUUUGCUUGGACUUCAAAUUGAUCUCGUGACUUACUGUCAAUAGCUCAACAGUAGUUAUCUUCUGUUAGUCAGUUGAGAAUUGUGUCGGAGUUGGCAUGUCAAAUUGUGUUAGUAGUUUCACUUUUGCUUUGUAAACCACGAGCUUAAAUAGAAGCUUGUUACGUACCUCUUUAAGGGGAAGAAUGUAAUCAUUAUAUAUAAUACUAUUGAGCUGCAACUGAGUGCAUUUUCCACUGA
Messenger RNA from Glycine soja, 2991 nucleotides. RefSeq lists its product as uncharacterized. Lineage: Eukaryota; Viridiplantae; Streptophyta; Magnoliopsida; Fabales; Fabaceae. Bases 184 to 2628 code for a protein of 814 amino acids. The transcript has 11 exons. The record is from RefSeq and is a predicted model, not a curated record.